Messenger RNA from Cyclopterus lumpus (lumpfish), 3095 nucleotides. RefSeq names its product ddb1 and cul4 associated factor 11 (gene dcaf11). Gene Ontology annotation, biological process: proteasome-mediated ubiquitin-dependent protein catabolic process. The coding region runs from base 260 to 1924 and encodes 554 amino acids. Gene Ontology annotation, molecular function: protein binding. The record is from RefSeq and is a predicted model, not a curated record. The transcript is spliced from 15 exons. NCBI's taxonomy places the organism in Eukaryota, Metazoa, Chordata, Actinopteri, Perciformes, Cyclopteridae. Gene Ontology annotation, cellular component: Cul4-RING E3 ubiquitin ligase complex.
GGGGAAAGGGCAGGGGCACGCGCAGGGUUUUUUCACACUUUUGUAAACAACAUGGCGAUUCACGACUGGCCCUGCUAGCCAACCGAUCACUGGGCUGUCAAACUUCAGCUGCUGUGCUUUACAAACGUUGCGCGUCGGACCGUGCGGAGGUUACGCGUCGGGGGCCACAUUGUUACGCUCGCACCGAGACGACACAAAGACGCUGGACCCACGAGCUGUCAGGAAGACCGUUUGACAGUUAAACGGCCCUCUUCGGUCUAUGGGCUCUCAGUCCAGUUCUGGGAUGUCUGGUGGAAGGGGUUCUUCCAGUGGCAACCCAGCUGAGCAGCCUGAAGCAUCGGAACCAAACCAGAGCAGCAGCAGCAGCAGCAGCAGCAGCAGCAGCAGUAGUAGCAGCAGCAGCAGCAGCAGCCGGGGCCGCAGGACGGCUGACAGGCAACAAGUAGACAUACAGCCGGCAUCGGAGGAGGACGUUGACUUAGCUGAAGUGCUGGCUUACCUACUGAGGAGGGGCCAGGUCCGUCUGGUCCACGGGAGUGGAGCCACGGGGCUGCAGCUGGUCCAGUCAUACUCUGACUCUGAUGAGGACAGCGACGGAGCCUGGGAUGGUCGUCUGGGGGACCGCUACAAUCCACCAGUGGACACCCAACCCGACACACAGGAAGUGGACCAAAGUGAGAUCCGAACUCAGAUCCUGCUGGCCACCGGCUCCUUGACCGCGAAGGGCCGCCCGAGUUUCACCCACAUGCUAACAGAGAGGAGGCAAGGCAGAUGUAGAGGCUCCAGUUUUUCUCAUGGGGAGUGCAGUCGUAUCCGCACACAUUUUCUGCCAAACUAUGUAUCUCACAAGGAUACGUACCAGCAGAAAGCUUUCUGUGGAGUGUACAGCGAGGACGGCAGCAUGUUCCUCUCCGCCUGCCAAGACCAGAACAUCCGCUUGUACGACACCACCAGGGGGCGCUUUCACUUACGGAGGACAGUGAAGGCUCGCGACGUGGGCUGGAGUGUUCUGGACGUCUGCUUCACCCCCGACGGACAAAAUGUGCUCUACUCCAGCUGGUCCGACUACAUUCAUUUGUGCAGUAUUGAUGGAGACAGUGAAAACCACACCGCCCUGGACCUCAAUCCAGAUGAGAGGAGGUUCUGUGUGUUCUCACUGGCUGCGUCCACAGAUGGCAAUGAGAUCCUGGGAGGAGCGAAUGACGGCUGCCUUUACGUUUUUGAUCUCGAGCAGAAUAAAAGAACGUUGAAGAUUGAUGCCCACGAGGACGACGUGAAUGCGGUGGCGUUUGCCGACAGCUCGUCCCAGCUGCUCUUCUCUGGCAGCGACGACGCGCUGUGCAAGGUGUGGGACAGACGAACGCUGCGGGAGGACAGACCGCAGCCUGUCGGACAGCUGGCCGGCCACCGAGACGGCAUCACCUUCAUCCACAGCAAGGGUGAUGCACGCUAUCUGAUCAGCAACUCAAAGGACCAGUCCAUCAAGCUCUGGGACAUCAGGAAGUUCUCUCCCAAAGAAGGCUUGGCAGCUUCCCGUCUGGCUGUCACCCAACAAAACUGGGAUUACCGCUGGCAGCAGGUUCCCCAGAGAGCCUUGAAGAGACACAAGCUGACAGGCGACACCUCGGUGAUGACCUACCGUGGCCACGGCGUUCUGCACACCCUCAUCCGCAGCCGCUUCUCUCCAGAGUUCAGCACUGGACAGAGGUUCAUCUACUCCGGCUGCUCCACUGGCAAAAUCAUCAUUUAUGACGUCCUGACGGGCGGCGUAGUCUCCAGACUGUCGGGCCAUGACGCGUGUGUGAGGGACGUCAGCUGGCACCCAUACGAGGACAACAUCGUCAGCAGCUCUUGGGACGGAGCGGUGCGAAUGUGGGAGCACAGACAGACCCAUCCGCUGGAGGAGGAGAGAGAGCGAGUCUGACAACGGGCGAGAGGCCUUUGGACAGCCAGAGACGAGGAGAGACAAAGGAAAAGGUGUGACAUCAAGGAAGUGACAUCACCACAGACGGGGGGGGGGGGAGGCUGGCCCGAACACAGGACGUCUAUACGCUCAGAAGGACUGGGAGAGACUUCAAUAUUUUUUUAAUUCAAUGCUGGAUAUUAAUGAUUACAGUUAUAGCGUGGUGGUUGAGAAGUGUUCAUUUGGAAGGCAUUAUAGCCUUACAUUGUCAAGAGCAGAUUAGGGCACAGUGGGACGGCCUACUUCAGAUUUUCCAAUUUUUUUUGCUUCACUGUUUCGCGGAAAAAGAAUCAGCGAUGGGCCAAAGCUUUUGAAUUUGGCCUGAAACACUUCAUGGAAAUGUGCUGAGGCUGGAAACGCUCAGCACGGCACUUACUUAAGGAUGUCUUGAAAUGUAAUGAUAAGUUAGUUUUAUGAAAGUCAAUGUUGGAUAUUGCAGCGUGGGACUGGCGAUGAUAAUUCUGUAUAAAUGUAUAGUAUUUUAAUGGUAUGUGCAUUCAGGGAGUGUAUUUAGAUAGUUGUCAGUGUGCUGAUUUGGACUCUUGACCUUUACUGGUAUGAACAUCCUGAGCUCGGUCCGUUUUUGAGGGGCCGUCGCGUUCAAGGUCCACAUUUAGAGACCGAUUAUUUUAUAACAAUCCAGUACAGUGUAUAUACCAGUUGCCUGAGUCACGACUCAUGUCACUGUCCGGAGUUUACCAUUGGUCCACGUCUUGGUCAGCUGUUCCUGCUUCCCGUGUUGGACGUCCACAGCUUACCGAGUGUCGUUUUACCCGUCGAGCUCACAAUGAUUUUAUGUUUCAACGUCUCCAAGUCACCUCAAGUCUGCCGUCUCAGUCUGAGGUCUUCUUAUGGAUCCUGGGUCAGCACUCAAGUCUGAACUCGAGCCCUGAAAGAAAAAGAAAAGAGGUUGUGGUUGGCCACACCAAAACGAACCUCGCGAUCAUCUGAAAAGAUUUGAUGACAUGUUGAGGUCGAGACUCGGUGAAGGGACUGUGGAUGGUGUGCGUGGAUCAAAACGUACACACGGAUCUGUUUAUGCAAUUUCCAGGUGUUUAUAUCAAAGCUCAUGUUUCACUCUCCGACCGUUGUUUUACAGUAACAAUAAAAACCUUUCAAUGUGUCGCCACAA